Oldenlandia corymbosa var. corymbosa is the source of this 726-nucleotide messenger RNA. The record is from the annotation of a GenBank genome assembly. NCBI's taxonomy places the organism in Eukaryota, Viridiplantae, Streptophyta, Magnoliopsida, Gentianales, Rubiaceae.
AUGGAUGAUUCAAGUACUGCAGAUUCUGAUCGCCUGAAACAUCUAAAGGCUUUUGAUGAUACAAAAGCUGGUGUUAAAGGGCUAGUUGAUUCAGGAAUCACUAGCCUUCCAAAAAUCUUCAUUCGUCCACCUGGUGAGUUAGUAGAGGAUCUAAACCUUGGUCAUUCCAAGGAACAAGUUCCAGUUAUAGAUCUUAGUGGUAUAGGAAGUGAUGAUCAACACAAGAUCGUUGUAGAUCAGCUAAGGCGAGCGUCAGAAGAAUGGGGUUUUUUCCAAGUUGUGAAUCAUGGAAUCCCGGAAAGUGUGCUGGAUGGUAUGCUAGAUGGAACCCGAAAGUUUCAUGAACAAGAUUCUGAACUGAAAAAAGAGUUAUAUUCGCGCGAUCCAAUGAUGAAGUUGAGGUAUGAGAGCAACAUUGAUCUGUAUAAAUCACGAGCCGCUAAUUGGAGGGACACUAUGACCAUCAAUCUGCUGUUUUCCAAUCAACUUGAACUCAAUGAACUUCCUGAGAUUUGCAGAGUGAUUGCUAACAAAACAGGACCUAGAAUUUCAGUGGCUUGCUUUUUCAUUGGUGUUGCUGCUCCUCCAGUGACUUAUGGACCUUCCAAGGAGUUGAUAUCUGAAGAAAGUCCUGCAAUUUACAAGGAGUUCACUGUCCAGGAAUACAUCGGCAAAUUCUUCGCUAGGUCCAUUGAUCAAUCUGGCCUCGAAUUUUUUAAGAUCUGA